Messenger RNA from Pectinophora gossypiella (pink bollworm), 3250 nucleotides. RefSeq names its product ribonuclease Z, mitochondrial (gene RNaseZ). Gene Ontology annotation, molecular function: 3'-tRNA processing endoribonuclease activity. Gene Ontology annotation, biological process: mitochondrial tRNA 3'-end processing. Bases 209 to 3139 code for a protein of 976 amino acids. Lineage: Eukaryota; Metazoa; Arthropoda; Insecta; Lepidoptera; Gelechiidae. The record is from RefSeq and is a predicted model, not a curated record. Gene Ontology annotation, cellular component: mitochondrion. The transcript is spliced from 15 exons.
AAAUGUCAAAAUCGUGAAAAUCGCAAAAAAUGCGAAUGUUGUCAAUUUGAUUUGAUGAAAAACGAAAGUCCGUUCUAAAUCUAAAAAUGUGUCAUUGCUAAAAUUUAAAAGAAUUUAUAAAAUAAUUAUGAAAAAAUCCGUAUUUCGUAACAUAACUAAGGCGAAUGCUCGUAAACUAGCGACAACAUAGAUUAUAACCUCAAAACACAUGUACGGUAAAAGGGUUUUGUUUAGUCGAGUAGUUAGUUUAUCAAACGUUAGAUAUUUCAAGAAGGAUAGCUCUAAGAAACUGCUGGAAUUUCUAGCCGGUAUGCCGAAAGCAAAUUCAGCCCGUAUCUUGGAGAAUCAACGUCAAAGACAGCAUAUUGCAAAGAAAAGUGAGAAGUAUGGGCCCAGUUGUGUUUACCUGCAAGUCCUGGGCUCCGGAGCACGAGGAGCCCCAAACACUCUGUACUUAUUCACUGACCAGAAAAGGUAUCUAUUCAACUGCGGGGAAUGUACCCAGAGGCUUGCUCAUGAGCACAAGGUUAAACUGUCCCGACUUGACCACAUCUUCAUAACCAGCAAGACUUGGAAGAACAUUGGUGGACUCCCAGGGUUGUCACUGACACUGCAGGAUGUUGGUGUGCCCAGCAUCACACUGCAUGGACCUGAAGGCUUGGAUGAACUCUAUAGUGCCACUAAGAGAUUUGUAAUAAUGAAGGACAUGAAUGUAACCAUGGCAAAGUGCAGUCCCUCUGAAGACUUUGAAGACAAUGUUAUGAGUGUUAAAUAUGUGAUACUAGGACCCAAUGACGAGAUAUUUUCAAAAGAUCUAAAGCCAGCGGCAAAGAGACAGAAACUAGCAGAUCCUAUUGAGAAGGGAUUCGAAGAAUUCUUUCGAGAUGACACAGACUACUACAAACCGGAGUUGCGUAAUUAUGAUGGAUCAGCUCGACGGCAUGUGAAACCUAAACCAAUGCCAGGCAGGGCUGCAUCAAGUAUGGAUAACCAGGAUCCCAUGAAAAGAAAGACUGAAAAGGUUUUACAUGAUCUACAGAAGAAAUCGCAUUGCACUGUGUCAUACAUCUGUACUCUUAAGAAACGCCUAGGAACUCUAGACCUGGCGAAAUGCGUGGAACUGGGAGUGAAGCCAGGUCCGAUGCUCGGGCAGCUGAAGAACGGCCACGACGUGGUGCUGCCGGACGGCACGCUCGUCUUGUCCAAGGACGUGAAGACGCCUGAUGACCCUGGGCCUGUGUUUAUAGUGCUAGACGUGCCGAAUAUAUCGUACCUCAAGGAGAGUGAGUUCUCCGCUCACUUUGCGAAUGGCGUUAACCCUCCAGAGAAUAUUCCCACUCUAAUCGUACACUUCUCUCCGCCAGAAGUCUUCCAUAGUGAAUCGUACAAAGGUUUUCUAGCGCUGUUUGGGCCGACAACGCGCCAUCUAAUCCUCAACGGCCAGAACUCCUGCCUAGGUUCGGAAUCCGCGCACCGUACGCAACACAAGUUGCACCUGCUAGACCCUGACAUAUUCCCACUGCUCAAGGACGUUAGUAUGCCCGCUGUGUGGAACGCCCAUCCCCCUAUACCAAAGACCAACAGUCCUAUCAGACUGAAAGGGAUGGAAGAAUUAAAGAAUAAGAUUGCACUCGCGCAGUUCCAGAACAUAAUAAACAUGGAGGGGUCACCGAAAGGGGAACAUCGGCCUCCUAGCGAGGAACCGAAGGCCGAGCUGACGGAACUCAUCGCUGGACGGACACUCACAAUGUUCCACUUGAGACCUAAGAGGCAGCUCGACAGAACAUCAGAACCAAAGCUCCACAUACAAGACUACAUCCAAGAGACCAUGGAUGUGGACGGCUUCGUGGGUUCCUUAGAACAGUUCCGCCGCCUGGUCGACAGCAUGCGAUACACUAAGCGAGGCUCCCAGCAGGAGUAUCCCAAGGUGGUGUUCCUCGGGACCGGUUCCUGUAUACCCAGCAAGACUAGAAAUACUAGUGCUAUCGUGAUUCAUGUUGAUGAGAACCGCUCAAUAUUGCUGGAUUGCGGUGAAGGCACCUUCGGCCAACUAGUCCGUUUUUACGGGCCGAAGAAAGUCAACUCAUUCCUGAGGACGCUCAGGGCCAUCUACAUCUCACAUCUGCAUGCUGAUCAUCAUAUUGGUCUAAUCGGCGUGCUGCAAGCGAGACGGCAGGCGUAUGAGGAGAUCAGCCACAGCGACCCUCCCGACCCGAUAUGCCUGCUGGCCCCCGGACAGAUCGUGUCCUGGCUCUCUCUGUAUGACCUGCAGUUUGAGAGGAUCCGCAAUGAGUUUACUCUCAUACCUAAUCAGAAUCUGCUAGUAGACAGUACACCAGAGCUGUCCCCCGCGAUCCUGGCCAGCCUAGGGCUACAGCAGCUGCACACAUGCCACGUGGUGCACUGCCCCAACGCCUUCGGAGUGGCGCUCCAUAUCAGCAACUACAAGAUCACAUACUCCGGUGACACCUUGCCCUGCGAGACGCUUGUUAAACUAGGCCAAGACUCGACUCUGCUGAUCCACGAAGCGACUAUGGAAGACGAGUUGGCAGAUGAGGCUCGUAUGAAGAUGCACUCGACAACAACUCAGGCCAUAGAGAUAGGACGGCAAAUGAACGCUCAGUACACGGUGUUAACCCACUUCAGUCAGCGGUACGCGCGGCUGCCGCGACUUAAUGCGAACAUACUCAACGAUAACGAUAGCGUUGGCAUCGCCUUCGAUAAUAUGCAGAUAACAAUGAGCGACCUGGACCUCCUCCCACACAUGUAUGCGCCGCUCCAACUGAUGUUCGCGGAACAUUGCGUCGAGAUGGAACUGAAGGCGGCGCACCGGGCCUGCCAGAAACUACGCGCUGAAGCGCGCCGCUCCUUCCCCGACAUCGCCGGUACUUCACCUUCUAACACAAAGCAACUACAGACAACUGUCAGCCCUACCCGAAAGAGCAAAUCUCCUGAACCACAGACAACUUCUAAGAUAGAAAUAAAAACACCCGAACCAGAGACAAUCAAAACAGAUACUGCAAUAACUCAACCAAUGAACACAAAUGAACCAACCACAGACAACGAAACAAAACCCAUAGACAAACCAGAGACAAGUGAAAAUGUAGACGUUAAGAUGGAAAAUGUUGGAGAGCGGUAGGAGUAGAUAGAUUAGAAGUGCCUUUUAUUUAUGCUUUAGCUUGUUACAUUGUAAUUGCAUCUAGUUUAUGAUUGUUAUGUAAGUACGUUGAAUAAAGUAACGUAUUUUUGA